CAAAGUUGUGUAAAAACACAGAACUAUCAGAAAAUUAUUUAAAACUUUAAUCCAAAUAUAAACAAGGAUGUUUAAUCAUUUUAUGAAGAACAUCUCAUCAUUAAUUCUUCCUUAAAAGUGUUACUUUAUACGUUGCGACGGUUUCGCUUAAAGCUAGUAGUGUGGGCGGCCAACAGAAUUAAAUAUGAAGCCAGGAAAGAGUGUAGAGAUAAAAGAGGAGAUAGUGGAAGUUCAUACAGCAGCCCGGUCUCCUUCUCCGAAGCAAAAAGUGAAGGUACGAUCCCGUAGCGGCUCUGGUUCGCGUAAACUUUCGAAUGGUCAUGUUACCCAAGAAGAACCAGAAAUACAACAUGAAGAACCUUCGGAUAGGUCUAAAACUAGAGAGAACUGGACGAAAUCCGAGCAAGAAUCGUUAGACACCGAACUGCCUAUACAUGAUCAAAUUAAAAUGGGUAUAUUAGGUUUUGUUGAGAAAGAAAUUAAGAAAUCUGAUAAAAAUCCUUCAUUUGUAUUCUAUUCUCACGACCCUAAUGGUUUAGAUGAAAAGUUUAUGAAGACACUGUCCAGGCCGUCUAGCGGUCAUAAGGAGAAACGCAGUCCUUCUUAUAGGAAGAAAAAGAGGCAUUCAUCUCGGCAUAGAGAUAGAGAUUUACAUGAUUUUGAAAUACCGGGCUCUAGUCUUAUUGCAUUAGAAAAGGUUGAUGACUACUUAAAGGAGUAUAACAAGGAUGAAGAGGUAACCUUGAGUGGAGAGUUAGAAAUUGAGGCAAAUGAUGUUGAAAAUAACAACGGUUCAUCAAAAGGGUUAAAGCACAAACCCAGGAAGACUCGACGGAAACUGAGAGAAGAACGGCAUGAUACUAAUGCAAAUGGAAGAGAUGUUAGCCCCAAAGUGUUUAAGACUGGAACUAGGUCCAAAACAAUUUCUAAAGCAGCUCGUCCUACCGAUCUAACUAAGAUGCUAGAAAGUUUAGAGUCCAGUGUCCCAUACCACGACCAGUAUAUAGACAACCCGUUCUCAUCACCGUCGCCACUCACGUCACCUAAUGAUGAAAGAAUAGACCCAUUUAGGGCUCAGAGGCCUGAGAAGAUAUAUUUGCAGGGUGGCGGAACUUUCAGAGCUGUGUCAAGAGAUAGAAUGCUAGAGUCACAGCAAUCAAGAGAUGAUGACAAAUAUUCAAGGAUAGGUGACCUAACCCCCCUAGACGUGGCCCUCGCGGCGCAAAAAGCGUGGCGCAGCUGUGCUCCCGCUUGCCACGGUGUGCUGGGUGGGCUGUCACUCUUGCACCUGCUCCUCAUCAGCUACUCGGACAGCUUGGACGCGGGACACCUCUCCUUCCACGCGCUCGUCACCAUGCCAUACGUCGCCAGCUACUACUUCUUCUGCGUUCUAUGUCUGUUAUCUGUUCUAGACAGGUUAGAUGUGACCAGCAUCGACCUAACACGUGGGCUACAGCCAUGGUUUCAGCCGAUAGUGCUGGUGAUACUGUACACAGCUUGCUUGCUUGUAUGCACGGCAGCCAGGAUGUAUGACGAGCUGAUGGUAUACCAGUAUGCGCCGUUCGUGGCCAAUAUCACCAGCAAUGUCACUACUCCCACCAUCCCAACGUUCUACCACACGUGGACACACUUUUCGAUAUGGCGGGCAGUGCUCUCCAUCUUAGGUUUAGUAUACUUCAUCAUAUCCAACCCCCCGGACUUAGUGUAUGUGAACCUCAGCAAACUGUUGCAGUUCAAACAUUCGUUACAGAGUAUUGGAUGAUCACUCCAUUUUGUGCUCUUAAUAGUGAUUGCAUGUUAAAUACGCGUCGAGCAGUGAAUAUUACUUAUAUACACU
Molecule: messenger RNA, 1837 nt
Organism: Pararge aegeria (speckled wood butterfly)
Lineage: Eukaryota; Metazoa; Arthropoda; Insecta; Lepidoptera; Nymphalidae
Exons: 6
Coding region: 185-1762 (525 amino acids)
Biological process (GO): cilium assembly
Cellular component (GO): ciliary transition zone
Source: RefSeq, a predicted model, not a curated record